This is a messenger RNA of Pyricularia pennisetigena, 1527 nucleotides long. RefSeq lists its product as uncharacterized. The transcript has 3 exons. The coding region runs from base 1 to 1527 and encodes 508 amino acids. Lineage: Eukaryota; Fungi; Ascomycota; Sordariomycetes; Magnaporthales; Pyriculariaceae. The record is from RefSeq and is a predicted model, not a curated record.
AUGAGAAACACAAUGAGAGCGAUCACGAGGUUGCAGACCCCGGCUCCUGUGUUACCGUCCCCGGAGAACGCAGCGGGUAACAACACUGACCUGCGAUGCAGCAGCUUGGCCCCGGCAACAACAACACUUACAAGGCCGCAGCUGUCGGCGCGGUUGUCCACUGCUGAUGCGAACAAACAGACGGAUCCGGGGAUGGACCCCCGCUCACGGCUGCCUCGUGAAGAACUGGAGGCUCUCGAUAAGCCAAUCAUCGACAGAUGGUACAUAGCAAAGGUUGUUAUGAGGGUAUCGACCACCUGUUUUGCUGCGGCCAUGGUUCCGGUGCAAAUUUACCGGCAACCCUCGAUGAGUAUUCUCUAUCCGGAUAUAUGGUCAUUUAUCAACGAUAUUAUCCAAUAUGUGCUUGCUGCGGCGAUCAUGAGCUGGAAUAGUGCCGAGUUUAUUACCAUGUGUUGCCGAAAAGGCCGUGGAAUACCCGCCAAAGCCCAUAUAUUCCUUGACGCGUUCAUAUUCUUGCUUGGCCUGACUGCUGUUGGGUACCAAAUAUUUAUUCUAUUCCUUCACAAUUAUGGAUCGUAUGAAUAUUAUCAGGCGGCGAUGCCCCUAACCGCAUUGUCAAGUCUCUUCCACUUUACACUUUCCAUACGUGGUUGCGUCGAUAAUGCCUUUCCUGGGUCAACACCCAGAAUAAUGUACCUGAUUACCGGGGAACCCGUCGUCGUUCUGCCCGGGCGGCGCGCCCCACGACCAACGCACGCAGCUGAUGCCCGUGAUGUCGAGAUGAACAACCAAGGCAGUGCUGCUUUCCAGAGAAUGACGCAAACUGCACUGCCACCACUCAGCACUGACGCCGGGUCAGUUCGGACAGCGACGGCACCAAUAUCGUCUCCAAACACAUCUGACUCUCCGAGCAGAAGUCAACCUGUGCUGCCAACGUUGAACACAGAAGUGAACCGCCGUGCUGCGCCGCCGUGGACUCCACGACCACAUGUCGCUACAGCCGAUGCGUUAUCCCCGGACACCAUGGCGCCCGCAACGGCCUUGACGGCAGAUGGGUUCCGAGAUUAUACGUCACCUAUCGCCGCAGGAAUGCCGGCGGGUCAAAACAUCUCACCGGUACAAUCUCCAUCAGCUUCUCCCGCAGCAGCGACGCCAGGCCGACAUCAAAGAUACAAUAGCGGCACCGAUGGCGGCCGGCCACGGAGGAAGCCUGUACCACGGCGGAAAGGAACGCACUACGCCGAUCCAUGGGGAGCUUCUGGGCCCGAGUACGAGCCAGACGAGGCCGAGAGGCUGCGUGCGGAGAGAGGCGAAAGACAGGCGCAGUGGAUGUCGCUGGAGGGCAUGGGCCCGCGAGGCGGCGUGUCGGGCGCGAAGAAGAGACCGGGCAGUGUUGAAGAGCCCAAGUCGCACGAGCGUGCCGGUAGUGACGCGGACCUAACCAAGAUGUCAAGGUUACCAAGCCAACAUUCUAGUUCACAGGCUGCUGUUUCCGACACGGUUGUCACGGAGAGCAGCAUUAGAUAG